Messenger RNA from Metopolophium dirhodum (rose-grain aphid), 487 nucleotides. RefSeq names its product small ribosomal subunit protein eS27 (gene RpS27). Gene Ontology annotation, biological process: ribosomal small subunit assembly; translation. Lineage: Eukaryota; Metazoa; Arthropoda; Insecta; Hemiptera; Aphididae. Gene Ontology annotation, molecular function: RNA binding; structural constituent of ribosome. The record is from RefSeq and is a predicted model, not a curated record. The transcript is spliced from 4 exons. Bases 155 to 409 code for a protein of 84 amino acids. Gene Ontology annotation, cellular component: cytosolic small ribosomal subunit; ribosome.
UACGGCGUCGGCUACAUUCCGUCCGCACCAUCAUUCUCUCUCUGUUAACGUUUCGGUCUGUCCACACAUGAAAACGUGCUUCAAGACCCAAUUUUUGGUGACUGAUAAAACUUGAUUUUCCGUUUAUCUCUCAAAUAAAGUCAAAUAAGACAAUAUGCCUUUAGCUAAAGACUUGCUUCAUCCUACUGCAAUCGAAGAACGCAGGAAACACAAAUUAAAGCGCCUUGUCCAACACCCAAACUCUUUUUUCAUGGAUGUCAAAUGCCCUGGAUGUUAUAAAAUUACAACUGUAUUCAGUCACGCUCAGAGCGUAGUUAUAUGUACCGGAUGUUCCACAAUUUUAUGUCAGCCCACUGGAGGACGAGCUAGACUAACUGAAGGUUGUUCUUUCAGGAAGAAAGCUUACUAAGAUCCUGGCUCCUGUAUUUUAAUGUACAAUAACAAUAUGAAUAUGCGUUGAAUAAAAAAAACCAUAAAAAAAAUGUUA